CGGGAUUUCCUGUAUCUCAGCCACCGUUGGAGUAAAGCCAAAGCUCCAGGAGAUAGUUGGAAUGCCCAGCCUGUCCGGAUUGGUUCCUGGAAUUAGCUGCCAGAUCAACAGCCAGUCACCACAACUAAAGGCCUUCUUGAACGCCAGUUGGAGGGGAGGCCUUUCAGUGCAUCUGAAAGCACUGAAUUGGGACAAAAAGAUUCCAUGGGAGCUACUUGCUAAAUGGGUGCUUCGGGUUUGUUUCAUUUUCCAGUCUCCCUGACCAAAAGUAAUUUAGUGCCCUGGGGACUCUGGUUUUGGAGGAAGACAAACUUUCUAUCACCCUGCAUCAUUGUGCCUUCAAACCAGCUAGCAGGCAAGAAAGAUUCCCAUCAUCUCCUUGUGCUGAAUGAAAGUGAACUAGAAGAACAGUUUGUGAAGGGCCACGGCCCUGGUGGCCAAGCCACCAAUAAAACAAGCAACUGCGUGGUCCUGAAGCAUAUCCCUUCUGGGAUUGUGGUCAAGUGUCAUCAAACAAGAUCAGUCGACCAAAACCGAAAAAAAGCUAGGGAAAUACUACGAGAAAAGGUGGACAUUUUCUACAAAGGUGAAAACAGUUACAUUUUCAAAGCAAAACGUGAAGCAGAAAAGAACAAACGAGAAAAGAAGAGAAAAGCAAAGGAAACCCUAGAAAAAAAGAAACUUUUAAAGGAACUGCAGAAAUCAAGUCAAGAAGAUGUUGGUCACAUAACUGUGAAGGAAUAAUAUUGUUGGUUUUAAUCUAUUGUAUAACUUUUAAAAUAAAUACAUUUUGGGAAAAACAUGGAUUUAAGGAGCUACUCUGCAAAAUCGUAGACCUGAGCCAAAUGUUAAUAGGAGUCGCAGUAUCAACUCUUCAUCUGUUGGGAGAAGAUUACGCACUGGUAUUUAGACAUUGCUGCAGUUGUGCCAAGAUAAAUUUUGGUAAGAAACAAGAUGGUGACUUGAAAAGCUAAUGGAUAAAUCACUUGCCCCUUUAUUCCAUUAGCUAAUGGACGACAAGGGCAAGAGAAGCAGUCUUGAGCUUAGAAAAUUCUCUACUAUAGAAUUCAUGAUGAUGUAUAUGUGCAGGUCCCUUUAUGUGCAGUUUCCAGUUUAAAUCACGAUCAGUAAAUAUCAGAUUAGUUCUAUC
This is a messenger RNA of Tachyglossus aculeatus (Australian echidna), 1150 nucleotides long. It is a transcript of the gene MTRFR, whose product is annotated as chromosome 21 C12orf65 homolog. The coding region runs from base 223 to 744 and encodes 173 amino acids. Gene Ontology annotation, molecular function: translation release factor activity. Gene Ontology annotation, cellular component: mitochondrion. The transcript is spliced from 4 exons. Gene Ontology annotation, biological process: translational termination. The record is from RefSeq and is a predicted model, not a curated record. Lineage: Eukaryota; Metazoa; Chordata; Mammalia; Monotremata; Tachyglossidae.